UACUGUAGGACAGAUCAGACAUUUUGUCACAAUGCCUGAAAUAAAUACCAACCAUCUUGAUGAGCAACAAGUUCAACUUCUGGCAGAGAUGUGUAUACUUAUUGAUGAAAAUGACAAUAAAAUUGGGGCUGACACCAAGAAGAAUUGUCAUCUAAAUGAAAACAUUGACAAAGGAUUAUUACACCGAGCUUUUAGCGUCUUUUUAUUUAACACUGAAAAUAAGCUUUUGCUACAGCAGAGAUCAGAUGCUAAAAUUACCUUUCCAGGUUGUUUUACCAACAGUUGCUGUAGUCAUCCGUUAAGUAAUCCAGGCGAGCUUGAAGAAAACAAUGCCAUUGUUGUAAGACGAGCAGCACAGAGGCGUUUAAAAGCUGAACUGGGAACACCCUUGGAAGAGGUUCAUCCAGAUGAAAUGAAGUACUUAAUGCGAACUUACUAUAAGGCACAAUCAGAUGGUAUCUGGGGUGAACAUGAAAUUGAUUAUAUUUUAUUUUUGAGGAAGAAUGUAACCUUGAAUCCAGAUCCCAAUGAGAUCAAAAGCUAUUGCUAUGUGUCAAAGGAAGAACUGAAAGAAAUUAUGAAAAAAGCAGCCAAUGGUGAAAUUAAGUUAACUCCAUGGUUUAAAAUUAUUGUAGAUACUUUUCUCUUUAAAUGGUGGGAUAACUUGAACCAUUUAAAUCAGUUUGUUGACCAUGAGAAAAUACAUAGGAUGUGAGUGCAUAA
Messenger RNA from Jaculus jaculus (lesser Egyptian jerboa), 723 nucleotides. RefSeq names its product isopentenyl-diphosphate Delta-isomerase 1-like. The transcript has a single exon. Gene Ontology annotation, biological process: isopentenyl diphosphate biosynthetic process; isoprenoid biosynthetic process. Gene Ontology annotation, molecular function: isopentenyl-diphosphate delta-isomerase activity. The record is from RefSeq and is a predicted model, not a curated record. NCBI's taxonomy places the organism in Eukaryota, Metazoa, Chordata, Mammalia, Rodentia, Dipodidae. Gene Ontology annotation, cellular component: cytoplasm. The coding region runs from base 32 to 715 and encodes 227 amino acids.